Cuscuta campestris is the source of this 1027-nucleotide messenger RNA. The record is from the annotation of a GenBank genome assembly. NCBI's taxonomy places the organism in Eukaryota, Viridiplantae, Streptophyta, Magnoliopsida, Solanales, Convolvulaceae.
UUUUUUAGGUACCGAGGGGUAAGACAAUGGGAAAUUCUUUCAUGGAGACAUGAUACAUUCAUUAUCUUGAUAGAUGCUCAAAAAAGCACACAUGUUAUGUGAAGUUUCGAAUCUGAUAACCUCUCAAGCUUUCUCCUUUUGGCUAUGGCGUCGCCUACCAGCCUCCCUUAUUAUCAAACAUCAUCCUCCUCUUUAUUAUUUUCUCCGUUUAAACAGAAGAAAAGAAGAACAAGAAGAGUAAAUACUGAUGAAAAUAUUAACGUUGGAAAUGACGAAGGGUUCAACUGCAACUGCAGUUAUUUUAGUGAUCAUGGCCGUGAUUUUAGCAUUGGGUUUUCUAGAAGCAGCUACUGAUCCCAUGGACUUGCGAUCACUCCAAGUUAUAUACACGUCACUGAACAGUCCUUCAAAGCUGACUAGCUGGAAGGCUAAUGGUGGAGAUCCUUGUAGAGAGUUGUGGAGAGGAGUUGCUUGUCAAGGCUCCUCUGUUGUCUCAAUUGACAUUUCCGGACUUGGACUGAAUGGAACAAUGGGUUACAUGCUCGAUGGUCUCAAAUCACUAAAAACACUGGAUAUGAGUGGUAACAACAUUCAUGGCUCAAUACCUUAUCAGUUACCAUUGGAUCUCACCAACUUGAAUCUUGCAUCCAAUCAUUUAAGUGGGAGUAUUCCUUAUUCAAUCAUUGACAUGGUGUCUAUUAAUUAUCUAAAUCUUAGCAGGAACUCUCUCCAUCAAUCUGUUGGAGAUGUGUUUACUAACCAUUCCGACCUUGCAACCUUGGAUCUUUCUUUCAACAAUUUUAGUGGAGAUCUUCCUCCUUCCAUUGGUUCAUUGUCAAAUCUGGCCAUACUUUACUUGCAGGGCAACCAACUGUCUGGUACACUUGAUGUUCUGGUUGAUUUACAUUUGAUUGAUUUGAAUGUUGCAAACAAUAAUUUCAGUGGAUUGGUACCAUAUGAAAUGAUUUCAAUUCCGAAUUUCAUGUGAGCAUUACAUUUACUAAUGUAAAAAAUGUUUACAUCCGGG